GGAUAGCAAUUAACCCUCUGGCUGCUUCAGGGAACGAGGUGAUUGCAGUGGACUGGAAGGGCCUGAAGGAUGUUGAUCAAAUCAACAUGGACAGCACCAGCUCACUGCAUGGGAGCAGCUUCCACCGGCCUUCUACUGAGCAAACGCGAACCGAUUUCUCCUGGGAUGGCAUCAAUCUCUCCAUGGAGGACACCACUUCCAUCCUUCCAAAGCUUAAACGAAACUCUAAUGCCUAUGGCAUUGGGGCCCUGGCCAAGUCAUCGUUCUCAGGGAUCUCAAGGAGCAUGAAGGACCAUGUGACAAAGCCCACAGCCAUGGGACAAGGCCGGGUGGCCCACAUGAUCGAGUGGCAGGGCUGGGGGAAGACCCCAGCCAUUCAACCUCAACACAGCCAUGAGGCGGUACGCAGGGAUACAGAUGCCUACUCUGACCUCAGCGAUGGUGAGAAGGAGGCUCGUUUCCUAGCAGGUGUCAUGGAACAGUUUGCUAUUUCUGAGGCUACACUCAUGGCCUGGUCUUCCAUGGAUGGUGAGGACAUGAGUGUCAACUCCACCCAGGAGCCAUUGGGCUGCAACUACAGUGACAACUACCAGGAGUUGAUGGAGAGUCAGGAUGCCCUAGCUCAAGCACCCAUGGAUGGCUGGCCUCACUCUUAUGUGUCCCAGGGCAUGUACUGUCUGGGGUCAUCAGAUGCCUGGGAAGCAAGUGACCAAUCCCUCAUUGCCUCUCCAGCCACAGGAUCCUAUCUCGGCCCGGCAUUUGAUGACUCACAGCCCAGCCUGCACGACAUGGGGCCUUCACAACCUGCAUCGGGAUACUCUGCUCAGGAACCGCCACCUUUACUGGUGGGGGACACUGACUGGGUACAAGGGGUGGUUGGGAUGGACCUGGCCAGGGGCCCUACUGAGGAGGAGAAGAGGCCUCUGGCCACCGAGGAGGAAGAGGAUGCAGGAUGCCGGGAUCUGGAGUCUCUGUCCCCACGAGAAGAUCCUGAGAUGUGCACUGCUCUCAGCCGGAAGGUGUCUGAUGUCACAUCCUCAGGUGUGCAGUCUUUUGAUGAGGAGGAGGGUGAGGCCAACAACUAGCUUCCUCCCACACUACUCCCACCUGAGGGGCAUGGCUGUAGCCCCCAACCUCCCUUGCUCCAGCAGCACAGCUGAAUCUGAGCAGAAGACAGCUGGGAACGUGGAGCUUCCGGCGCUCACCUACAUGGAGGUCCAGCAGGGGAUUUUAUCUAGGCUUACACUCCAGAAACUACAGAUUCAGGAACUGAGACCCAGGCAACUAGAUGGCUGUGCACCUGGUAUGACUGUGGGAGAAGAGCUGCAGCUAAGGGCUCCUGGGUCUGUGCCCGGGUGCGGCCGUGCUGGAGACUGGAUCUCAGUUCUUCACUCCCUGAUUUCGUCUUCCAGGAGCCUUGGCUAUGCUGUUUGAAUGCCUCCUUUUUCCAUUUCACUAUUGCUUUCCCGACUCUGUUUUCUCUGGCUGUGGUCCCAGUUCAUCCCUACUGUGAGGAGCAGACCUCAGGGGCUGUUGGACUUGGCUCUAUAAGCAUGGGGGAAGUGGCCUGAAGGGCAGGUCUUCAUCCAGGGUUGAUAGGCUGCCCUCUGCAGGUGAUUUGGCUUCUGAGAUCAGGAGCCAAGAAGGAGGUGGAGUUGGCA
Molecule: messenger RNA, 1661 nt
Organism: Castor canadensis (American beaver)
Lineage: Eukaryota; Metazoa; Chordata; Mammalia; Rodentia; Castoridae
Gene: Fam131b
Product: family with sequence similarity 131 member B
Source: RefSeq, a predicted model, not a curated record